This is a messenger RNA of Nannospalax galili (Upper Galilee mountains blind mole rat), 2199 nucleotides long. It is a transcript of the gene Peli3, whose product is annotated as pellino E3 ubiquitin protein ligase family member 3. Gene Ontology annotation, molecular function: protein binding; ubiquitin protein ligase activity. The record is from RefSeq and is a predicted model, not a curated record. Lineage: Eukaryota; Metazoa; Chordata; Mammalia; Rodentia; Spalacidae. Bases 231 to 1763 code for a protein of 510 amino acids. The transcript has 8 exons. Gene Ontology annotation, biological process: regulation of Toll signaling pathway; protein K63-linked ubiquitination.
UCUGCGUAUGCGCCGGGCGGUCAUUGUGCCCGUCCCGGGUGCGGGGUGCGGGCCUGCCUCCGCGAGACCCUCCAGCGCUGGGGAUGUUUUCCAAACAGACCGCCUUCGGGAGAUGCGCUCUACUGCAGCCUGGGCUGGAGCGGGGGGAGCUCCGCCCCCACAGGCCUCCAGGGACCUGGGAAGCCUGGGGACCGCAGACAGACACCUGAGGGAGGGAAGGAGCGAGGGGGAUGCGCACCCAGAAGGGAUCCCGAGGCCCGCCUGCAGUGCCAGGCCAAAAUGGGGAGACUGAGUCUGGUGGAUGGCGAAGUUGGCAGGCAGGCAGGCAGGUGAAGAGGCGAGUAGAGGAAGGGAAAGAGAAAAGAAUGGUGCUGGAAGGAAACCCUGAAGUGGGGGCCCCUCGAACCUCAGACCUCCAACACCCAGGGAACAAAGGCUCUUCUCCAGGUGAAGAAGCACAGCCAGGCGAGGAGCCCAUCAAGUAUGGUGAACUCAUCGUUCUGGGAUGCUGUGAGGAAGGAGGUGAGGAAACCGAGGCUCAGAGAGGGGAAGUGACUGGCCCAGGGGCAUACAGCUGUUAUAAUGGAUGUCUGGCAAGUGGGGACAAGGGCCGCCGCCGAAGCCGCCUGGCAUUGAGCCGCCGGCCACAUGCCAACGGAGUGAAGCCAGACGUCAUGCACCACAUCUCUACACCACUUGUCUCCAAGGCUCUGAGUAACCGAGGCCAGCACAGCAUCUCAUAUACACUGUCCCGGAGCCACUCGGUCAUAGUGGAGUACACACAUGACAGUGACACAGACAUGUUCCAGAUUGGCCGCUCUACUGAAAACAUGAUUGACUUUGUGGUAACAGACACAUCUCCUGGAGGAGGGGCCACAGAGGGCCCUUCUGCCCAAAGCACCAUCUCCCGCUAUGCCUGCCGCAUCCUCUGUGACCGACGGCCACCCUAUACUGCCUGCAUCUAUGCGGCUGGCUUCGAUGCUUCUAGCAACAUCUUCCUUGGGGAGCGGGCAGCCAAAUGGAGGACUCCUGAUGGCCUGAUGGAUGGCCUGACGACCAAUGGUGUUCUGGUGAUGCACCCAGCGGGCGGCUUCUCUGAGGACUCAGCCCCAGGUGUUUGGCGAGAGAUAUCUGUCUGCGGAAAUGUGUACACGCUGCGGGACAGCCGCUCAGCCCAGCAGCGGGGGAAGCUGGUGGAAAACGAAUCCAACGUGCUGCAGGAUGGCUCGCUCAUCGACCUGUGCGGAGCCACGCUGCUGUGGCGCACUCCGGCAGGGCUGCUGAGGGCACCCACGCUGAAGCAACUGGAGGCCCAGCGGCAGGAAGCCAACGCGGCUCGGCCCCAGUGUCCUGUGGGCCUCAGUACCCUGGCCUUCCCUAGUCCAGCCCGUGGCCGCACAGCACCUGACAAGCAACAGCCUUGGGUCUACGUCCGUUGCGGCCAUGUCCACGGCUACCACGGCUGGGGCUGCCGGCGGGAGCGGGGCCCUCAGGAACGGGAGUGUCCCCUCUGCCGCCUUGUUGGGCCCUAUGUGCCGCUGUGGCUCGGCCAGGAGGCUGGUCUCUGCCUGGACCCUGGGCCACCCAGCCACGCUUUUGCACCCUGUGGCCAUGUCUGCUCUGAGAAGACUGCCCGUUACUGGGCCCAGACACCACUGCCACAUGGCACCCAUGCUUUCCACGCAGCCUGCCCCUUUUGCGGGGCCUGGCUCACAGGCGAGCAUGGCUGUGUUCGCCUCAUUUUCCAGGGGCCACUAGACUAGGCUCUCCAGAGCCCCUGCUGCUGUGCCCGCCUGCCCACCCAGGUCCCCCACCACCUGCUGUUCAGAGGGAGCUCUGCAUGUGGGACUCUGCCUGCUGGCAAAUGCCACACCAGUUGGACACAUUGGAUGGGCUGUGACCCUCCCACAACUCUAGCCUCUAAGAGGGUCCCUGAGAUCUCCACCCCAGUCAUACUGAUCAGACUUCAGCACCAGCUCUGCCCCAGGCUGAUGGAGGGAGCCCCAUGUCCCUACCCUUCCUGGGGUGCCCCACAUCAUGCCACCUACACUGUGCCCCUGGGGGAGUGAAGGGGCCAUGGCCUCUGACUCUCAGCUUAGGCUGGCUGCGCCUUGAGUCUGCCAAUCCAGUAACAGACAUCCAUCCUUCCUGCUGCUGCCCUGGGUUGCUCUAUAAAUGGCGCUUCUCAGCUGUCCUCAC